This is a messenger RNA of Mercenaria mercenaria, 1300 nucleotides long. Its product is annotated as dorsal-ventral patterning tolloid-like protein 1. NCBI's taxonomy places the organism in Eukaryota, Metazoa, Mollusca, Bivalvia, Venerida, Veneridae. The transcript has 4 exons. The coding region runs from base 154 to 666 and encodes 170 amino acids. The record is from RefSeq and is a predicted model, not a curated record.
GGUGUUCUUUUUCAUAUGGGUCCUCCCAACAGUCAGAUACAAUGUCACAUGCGUGGAUCUUGGGAAAUAAGUUUGUUCAUGCUAACGUUUUAAUUUUAUUUGGGAAUAGCUGACUAACAAGUGGGGAAACAAUUGUCUUAGGUAGAAAACAAAAUGUGUUUUAAAUUUGAGAUGGCGAUUAUUUAUUCGUGUCUUAUAGUUUUAAUUUUCUGGACUUGGCCAGCCUCUGGACAACAUUUUACUGAUUGUGGCGGAGAGCUUUCAGCCGAUUCAGGAAGCGUAGGGACAAUCACAUCACCAUAUUUUCCUAACAAUUACCCUCUCUUCUCAAAUUGCACCUGGAUAAUUAGAUGCAACGACGUCGGACAGAAUGUUGUCAUCAAUUUUGAAAACUUUGAAUUAGAAGAUACUGGUCUUACUGAUUUUUGUAGAUUUGACUGGGUCUCACUCGAUAACGGUGUCUUGAUCGGAAAUGCUGAUCUUGGACUAUUUUGUGGAGGGCCAAGUACUUCUGGAAUUCUUCCGCCGGCCAAUGGAAUUGUUAGCAAUGAGAGUGCUGUGACUAUCAAUUUUAGGAGUGACUUUUUGUUUAACUUUUCCGGUUUCAACUUAACAUACACUUGCAUUGGUUAUGGUUUCUUUCCCAAAUGUAUUGCAUGUUUUUAAUUGGUAUUCAGCUGGGAAAACUGACUCAGAAAGUGGGGAAUAGGACUCAGAAAGUGAAUCAGAUGAUUAAACAUAUUUGUCUUUACCAGAGGUAAGAUCUGACUGAAUUAACGCUUAUCUGCUUGACAGGGGAAUGGCUCUUGACAUACAUGGCGAUGUGUAAAAACAUCAAAUUGAGCUGUCUUCCACAGUGUAGUGCAGCUUAAUUCCUUCAAAUUCUAAUGCGCGAUUUAUGUAGUAGAUAAUGUAUUUGUUACAUAUUUUGCCGACUGAACUGCAUAAGUUUACAAAAGCAUUUUCGCAUUUCUCUUUUUAACAUAUUUUGAUUAAGAUAAAUGUCAUUUUCUCAAGGUGUGUCCCCUUAAAUUUAGAGCUUUGUUAUUAACUGUAAAUUGCCGAGUGUCAUUGCUGUUCCAUUGCUUUAAUAUGGAACGAGAUUGCUACUUGAUAAAGUUGAAACUAACACUACAAACAGGAUACACAUUUAGUUUAGUUAUCACACUUUAUUUGUUAUUUUUCAGUCAAAACCAGACGACAGAGAUGACAACAAUAUCCAGAUGACAACAAUAUAGAAUUUUAUAUGAAUUUGUGUAAGCUUCUAAAGCUUAAAAUUACUUAAUAAAGUAUAAUUGCA